This is a messenger RNA of Metarhizium robertsii ARSEF 23, 549 nucleotides long. RefSeq lists its product as uncharacterized. The coding region runs from base 1 to 549 and encodes 182 amino acids. The record is from RefSeq and is a predicted model, not a curated record. The transcript has 2 exons. NCBI's taxonomy places the organism in Eukaryota, Fungi, Ascomycota, Sordariomycetes, Hypocreales, Clavicipitaceae.
AUGUCUUACCCAACCAAACCUUGCUUUGUUGGCUCUUUCAAGGGCUUCGACAGCGAGGCCCUCAAACACCCUGCUCUGAGGUACUUUAGCGACCUCAACGUGGAUUUCUGCGAGACCAAGGCUGCUCAUUCGGGGCCGCAUACCAAGUGGAGCAUCCAGGACUGGGAGUUCCAAACCCAACACGGGCAGGUCGUCAAAGGGGAGGAGGCUUGGAAGAGGCUCAUCCAUACAACUCGAUUCUAUGAGAAAUUCUCAAUGGAGCCCCUCUCCGCUUUUAUUCAGGAUACCGAAAACGGGUACGAUGGCAUAGUCUACUCGAAUUUGUAUGCAAACUUUGUGAAGCCUGGUGAGAAGACUUAUUCAGACAUCAAGGGAACCAAAUGGGAGUUGCGGGUUCCCCGCGCUUAUUGCCUUACAUUUGUCAAGGACUCUGAUGGGCACCACGGCCUGAAGCUGAGCAAGCUAGCCAUCGUUGGGGAUGUUUUGGGCACGAUGGCAAUCGCAGUUCAGAGGGAACUAGUUUCGCAAGAAGAUGUCCUUCGAGUCUAG